Episyrphus balteatus (marmalade hoverfly) is the source of this 4179-nucleotide messenger RNA. RefSeq lists its product as uncharacterized. The transcript is spliced from 3 exons. Bases 1566 to 4091 code for a protein of 841 amino acids. Lineage: Eukaryota; Metazoa; Arthropoda; Insecta; Diptera; Syrphidae. The record is from RefSeq and is a predicted model, not a curated record.
UUUGAAACGAGUUUUUAAAUUACUCACUUUAAGAUGGAAGUUGUUUAUUGGUUUAAAAUUAACCCAUUAUAGAACCUAAGUUUAAGGUGAGUUUCUAAUUAACUUCUUUAUUUUUGUCUUUUAUGGGCUAAAAAAUAACCAAAUUUUCAUUACAAGUUUCAAGUAAGUAUUUAAAUAACUCCUUUUUUACACAAAAAGCUAUUUAUAGACUAGAAAUUAACCAAAUUUGACCUUAAGUUUGAAACGAGAUUUUAAAUUACUGACUUUUUACCAUUAAAGUUGUUUAUUGGUUUAAAAUUAACCCAUUAUAAAUCUUAAGUUCAAGGUGAGUUUCUAAUUAACUUCUUUAUUUUUGUCUUUUAUGGGCUAAAAAAUAACCAAAUUUUCAUUACAAGUUUCAAGUAAGUAUUUAAAUAACUCCUUUUUUACGCAAAAAGCUAUUUAUAGACUAGAAAUUAACCAAAUUUGACCUUAAGUUUGAAACGAGAUUUUAAAUUACUGACUUUUUACAAUGAAAGUUGUUUAUUGGUUUAAAAUUAAUCCAUUAUAAAUCCUAAGCUUAAAGUAAGAUUUUAAAUAACUACUAUAAGUACGUAUAAGUUUUUAAUCAACUCGUUAUUUACCUUUUAACAACCCUGGCAAUUUUUCAACUAAGUUCCAACCCAAUUUCAACUAACCAACAACUCUCCACACAUACACAUUCACCAUACUCGAGCGUCGCGCGUCGCCCAUCAUAUUUUUGUCUCUCAUUUUUCUCAGAUCUCUCAGUAUUCUUUUGUGGCUGGUGGUAGCAAGUUAUUGUGCGAGAAAGUUUUUGUGAAAAAAUAUAAAUUAAAUAAAAAAAAAUAUCUGUCUGUGAAAAAUUAUUAAGAGGUAAGUUAUUUGUUUAUAAUUUAUUUUAAAUAUUGUUAUUUGUUUAUAAUUUAUUUUAACCCUUUGCUUCCUAGUGGUUUCAGCAUGAUACCACCUAUUAAUUACUUUGUUAGUUUUUUUUACUACAAAAUGGACUUUUCCUUUUGUACUCUCAGCUCAAAACAUUCCUUAUACAAUGUUAUUACUAGUACAAUCAUUAUUUUUUUCAUUUUAGUGUGUUGUUAGAAAAUAUCAAAACUUUUUUUCAAGAUAUUUGUAUUUUUUUCCGGGAGCGAAGGGUUAAAUAUUAAAUAUUGUUUAAUAAAUAACUUCAGAGUAUAAAAAAUAACUUCUGAGUUUGAAAAAUAUCUUCUGAGUUUGGAAAAUAACUUCUGAGUUUGAAAAAUAUCUUUUGAGUUUGGAAAAUAACUUCUGAGUUUGAAAAAUAUCUUCUGAGUUUAGAAAAUAACUUCUGAGUUUGAAAAAUAUCUUCUGAGUUUAGAAAAUAACUUCUGAGUUUGAAAAAUAUCUUCUGAGUUUAGAAAAUAACUUCUGAGUUUGAAAAAUAUCUUCUGAGUUUGGAAAAUAACUUCUGAGUUUGAAAAAUAACUUGAGAGUAGGCAUACAGAUAACUUAGCGCGUCUUUUCAUUUGUCUUUCUCAUUCCGCGUUAUUAUUCCAAGCUUGACUGUUGAUAAAAUCACUAUAAUAAAAAUGUAUUCUAUCAUUAAAAAUAAAAUUUGUAGUAGAACUACUUUUAAAAGAAAAGUUAAAAAAAUAAUAUUAGAAAUGCGUGAAAAAGAAAGAAUUAAAAAUCUUGAACAAGUUUUUCUUAGCAAGAGGUUAUUUGAAGUGCAGCAACACCUUUCGGAAAAUGAAAUAAGUGCUAAUUGUGAACAAGGUUUUUCUAACACGAAAUUUGAAGAGUUGCAACACCUAUCGAAUAUUAUUUCUGAACAUGAAAGUGACAGUGAAAAUUCUGGAAACAAUUGUGUCGCUGUCUCAACUAAUUUUGAAGCUAUUCCAGAAAAUUUAAAAAAAAACUUAGUAUUAUGGGCUAUUCAGCAUAACAUAUCGAAUAUUUGCUUGCGUGAUUUGCUUAACAUUUUGCAUAAUUCUCAUCCUUAUUUGCCAUUAGACCCUCGAACAUUAUUACAAACUCGCGUUUCCCUUGAGAAAAUUUUUAUCGAAGUUCCACCUGGUAGAUACUGGCAUUUCGGUUUGGUUCGCGCUCUUACUAAGGUUUUUGAAAGUGUUCAGACAUGUCAAACAGUAAUAUUCUUGGACUUUAAUAUUGAUGGGAUUCCUGUUAGCAAAAGUUCAAAGGGCCAAUUUUGGCCUAUUUUGUGUUCACCAGAUGGUUUUCGUGUGCCGCCGCUAGUAAUAGGUGUUUACUACGGAAUGGCAAAACCUUCAAGUGUUAAUGAAUUUCUGCGAUUAUUUCUUGAGGAGGCUGUUAACAUUGAUGAUUUGAACAUUGGUUCCAAAAAAAUAAGUUUUAAAAUCAGGAAUUUCAUCUGUGACGCCCCCGCUCGUUCUUAUUUAAAAGGAAUCAAAGGGCAUAAUGGUUAUUUUGCUUGUGAAAGAUGUAAUGUAGAAGGGGAUUAUAAUUACAAAUCUCACCAAAUGUGUUUUCCAAACCUAUCAAAAUCACUUCGCACGAAUGAUUCUUUCCGGGCUGGGAUACACGAAGAUCAUCAUACGCAACCAUCUCCAUUAGAAAAACUUCCAAUAGAUAUUAUUAUGAAUUUUCCUCUAGAUUACAUGCACUUGUUGUGCUUAGGUGUCAUGAAAAAAUUGUUGGUUACAUGGAUUAAGAAUAGAACCCUUAAAACAAAAUUCUCGGCAAAAAACAUUGAGAGAAUCUCUAAGACCUUAGUAUCACUACGAAAAUAUGUUCCAUGCGACUUCAAUAGAACACCUCGUGGACUUGAUGUGAUAAGCUUUUGGAAGGCCACUGAAUUUCGUAUGUUUUUGUUGUACUUAGGUCCGGUUGUUUUGCAAAAUGAAACUCAUGAAGAAGUAUAUGCCAAUUUUAUGGAACUACACUGUGCUGUUUCAAUAUGUUUGAGUAAAAAUAAACAAGUUUUUGUUGAUGUCGCACAGAGUCUGUUCAAAUCAUUCAUAUAUAACUUUUCUAGUAUCUAUGGAGCUGAAAACAUAAGUUAUAACGUUCACAAUUUAUAUCAUGUCGUAGAUGAUGUUAAAUACCAUGGACCUUUAGAUAAUAUAAGUGCUUUCAAAUAUGAAAAUCGUUUACAAUAUUUAAAACGUCGAAUAAGAUCUGGAAACAGACCCCUGGAACAAAUUGCAAAUAGGAUUAUCGAAGAUUUUGAGAAUGUAGAUCUAAUUGAUGUAGAUGAAAACAAAACUCCUAUGCUUUAUAUGAAAGAUAGGAAUAAAAUAUGCAAAAUUAAACACUGUGUUGGAAUCUAUAGAGCAAUUCAGCUUCAACAUUUUGUUUUGAAGUCGUCACUUGCAGAUAGUUACUUCUUAACAAACUCAGAAGAAAUUGUUAGAAUGGAGUUUGCAACAUAUCGACAUGGCAUCCCAGUUAUCUAUGGUUCAAGCUUAAAACAAAAACAAAAUUUUUACGAAAAACCGUUCUAUUCUAAAUUUUUAAGCGUUUAUAAAUCAAAUGAAGAAGAAAAUUUGCCUAAUUUUUAUAACAUAGAAAAUAUUUCCUCUAAAUUUUUCAAAAUAACUUUACCAAACACUGAAUCUGUUUUUUUUUCCAUUAGUACAUUGUUAAUCAAAAUGUAUUGUGUUGUGGAGACGCUCGAAGAUGAAGGGAAGUUCGUGACGGCAGUUCCCAAAAAUUGGGUCAUCGAUGGAACGAAGCUAUUAUGGCCAAAGUCCAAGAAAGAUUCCAUUUGCGGUCGGAAAAAUUGCAUCACAGCAUCGGAUGAUUGGCAAAGCAUAGCAUGCAAAUUAAUAUUUGAUGACAUCGGUUCCUGGGAGGAAGCAGUUCAGAAGGAAAAGGAUGCCGAGUAUUUGUCUUCUUCUGAAGAAAAUACGGAAGAAGUGACCAUCGACACCAAUUCUUCGGAAUACAUGACAGAUAUGAACAAAUUGAUGUCAACUUUGAUUCCUAAUUCUGACGUUUCCUCGUUCACCCCCCAAACUGAAGAUGUUACCAUCACUAAUGUCAUUUCCGAGUUAUACACGUAUGAAGGUAAAAAAUGUAUUUUAGCACUAGUACAAUUAUCAAAGUCGUUUUUAAACUCCAGCUUAUCUUAGACUGGGGUUUAUCCAAUGUUAUUUGAAUAGGAUAAACCCCAGUCCCUCUUAGUAACAGCUGAGAUAGCAUAUUAGUUCUUUCACUAAC